AUGAGUGUUCCAACAAGUACAAAAUCAACAUUUCCGGAAUGUUUUGGUUGUAAAUUAUCGAUCAAUGAUCCAUCAUUUCUGAGUGUUACACCUGGAAUUCAUUGGCAUGAUGAAUGUCUACGUUGUCGAAUAUGUAAACAAAAGCUCGAUGAACGUACAACGUGCUUUAUGGAUCGAUAUGAAUCAACAUUUCCGGAAUGUUUUGGUUGUAAAUUAUCGAUCAAUGAUCCAUCAUUUCUGAGUGUUACACCUGGAAUUCAUUGGCAUGAUGAAUGUCUACGUUGUCGAAUAUGUAAACAAAAGCUCGAUGAACGUACAACGUGCUUUAUGGAUCGAUAUGGUUUUCCGUAUUGUAAACAUGAUUAUCCAAGACGGUUGUAUUACCAAUGUUUUGCUUGUCAAAAAAAUCUAUUACGAAAUGAUUUAAUUCAACGCGCAAGAUCGAACAUGUAUCAUGUAGAUUGUUUUCGUUGCGAAGCAUGUCGAAAAUGUUUGCAAACUGGCGAUGAAUUCACAUUGAGCGGUGAUAAUCGUAUUUUAUGCCGGAGUGAUUUCGAUUCGUUAACAAACGAGAAAUUAAAAGUAUUUGAUUGUCCAAAAUUGCUAACUGCAGAGUCGGAAAAGCUCGCCAGCAAUCAUAAUACAAAUGGAAGUCCUGCUCGACAAACAUCUUUAUUACAAAAGAAGAAAGCAUCAAGAACAAGUACGAAUAAUAAGCUUAUUUCGUCGAUCGAUGAAAUAGAUUCGAAUGAUGAGCGACAUAAGUCAACGGAUGAUUCAUCAUCAUUAUCACCUAAUGGUUCGUCCUCACAACAGCUAAAUUCGAAUAAUAAUAACACCGCUGAACGAAGACCGCGCCGAGACAAACAGCAACGUGUGAGAACGGUUUUAACAGAAAAACAAUUACAUUUACUCAAAUCAUGCUAUGCAUACAAUGCCAGACCAGAUGCGUUAUUGAAAGAACAACUAGCUGAAAUGACCGAAUUAAGUCCACGAGUUAUUCGAGUUUGGUUUCAAAACAAACGAUGUAAAGAUAAAAAGAAAACGGCUGCUCAACAAGCUCGAUUUCCUGGUGAUCCAAAGCGUCAUCGUCUUGAUAUGCCACCGAUUCCACCAAUUGGCCCAAAUGGCGAAUCAUUUCUUCUUGGUCAUCCGAUGAGCGUUCUAUCACCCUGUAAUAGCCAAGGCGGUGGGCCAUCAGCUGUUAAUGGAAGUACAAAUAUGUAUGAAACUGGUCCGCUGUCGACGUUACAACCAAUUAAUUCCGUAAACACCAACGGCUCGUUUUUAAAUACACGAGAUGGAAUGAUGUAUUCAUUAACAUCAUCACCACCAUCGAAUAGUGAUGAUUCGUAUGUUAUGGGCCCACAUGGACCUUUGCAGACGAUGUCGUGUCCUAGUGAAUGGAUUGAACAUCAUCCACCUCUAGGAAAUGAAUAUCAACCACCUAUGCCUAUGUACCAUCCGGUUAAUCUUCAUGAUGAAGAGUUCGAAGAUCAAGAUAUGAUGAUGCCUAAUGAAGAUGAUAGUCUAGAUCAAACCAAUUCGGAUUUUAGUGAUGGUUAA
Adineta ricciae is the source of this 1566-nucleotide messenger RNA. The record is from the annotation of a GenBank genome assembly. NCBI's taxonomy places the organism in Eukaryota, Metazoa, Rotifera, Eurotatoria, Adinetida, Adinetidae.